Molecule: messenger RNA, 2379 nt
Organism: Scaptodrosophila lebanonensis
Lineage: Eukaryota; Metazoa; Arthropoda; Insecta; Diptera; Drosophilidae
Product: zinc finger protein 2 homolog
Exons: 6
Coding region: 55-2040 (661 amino acids)
Biological process (GO): regulation of DNA-templated transcription
Cellular component (GO): nucleus
Molecular function (GO): zinc ion binding; RNA polymerase II cis-regulatory region sequence-specific DNA binding; DNA-binding transcription factor activity, RNA polymerase II-specific
Source: RefSeq, a predicted model, not a curated record
AUCAGCUGUGGCAUCAACAAUGGAUUCUGCCACAAAAAAUAGUGAUUUUGUAAAAUGCCUCGGUGUGCCGUGCACAGUUGCGAAAACAAAACAAGACUAUGCAAUAAGCGAAUAAGUUUCUUUGGCUUUCCAAAAAAGAAGCAGGUUUUGAAGCAAUGGCUGCAAUUUUGUGAUAGCGACGUUGAAAUAAACCCAGGAACGGAUUAUAUUUGCAGCCAGCAUUUCUCCCCAGAGGAUAUACAAGGUACUAUGCAAUGGGAAAUGGGGUCACUAUCGCAAAGAACAUUAAAGCCGGGCUCGAUUCCCCGAUUUAUUAGAAACGAUAUGGACAUUUUUGAUCAAUCGUGUGAAAAAGUAAUGGGGCAUCGUAAUAACAAAAGGAAUGCUUCUCAAAAAGGAAAGCGCUGUGUAAGCCGCGCCAGGAAACGUGCUACCACAACAGAUAUAAACCUUAGAGGACAAGAAACUGAACUAAUCUUGGAUGAGUCGGUAGAAGAGAAGAGGAGGAAACGCGUAAAGUGCAGCUCUAAAAAACAUACUUUGAGUUUACCAAAAACUAAAAUAAAUCCAUUAGAUGAGAUGCCAGUAGAUAUUAAAAGCGAUGGAGAUGCCAUAGAACUUGAUCAAGAAUUGGAACAAGUUAUGAUAACAAAUGCUGAUCAAAACGUUACAGAAAUAUUUUCGUCGGAUAAUACAAACAACAAAACUGAGGAAAGCAUAUACAAAAGGGAAAGGAUAACUGAAUGUACAUGUCGGAUUUGCAAUCGUUAUUUUUCUGCAGAUGAAGAUGCUAAGGAUCUUUAUCAAGAUUCGAGCAGUUACCUGCUAUAUAACAUCGAAACCAUUUCAGGGGUUAUGAUACAACUGCUGGAUGGACUACCCCAUUACAUCUGCCCAAACUGUCUUUCAGAUUUAGACAGGGCCACUACUUUUCGAGAGAACUGUAUAAGAACUGAUCAAAUUCUGCAAUUGGAAAGACAACAGCAGCAGGACAAUCCACACAUUAUUAAAGACAAUGCUAAAUUGGAUGAGUAUGGUGAUUCCAAAAUAUUAGUACAAAUAACCGAAAGCUCUACUCCGGAACUUACCGCUGAAGUAUUUACCGAUUAUGUUAAUGAUUCUGAAAGCGUUUAUGGAGCUCAGGUGGAGAUUGGCGAAAAGCAGGAACCUCACGCCGCCCAUAAAAUUCCAGAAGGAAACAAUUCCAAUGAUCCUCUAAGUGUGGGGUUGGGUGAACCAAAUUUAAAUUCAUUAAUUCAAGAGGCGAAUGGUGGAGCAGAAAAAGCAAGCCCAAAAAAACGCAUUAAAAAAGCCGCAAAGGAGGAUAAAUGCAUUCCAAAUCAAAACCAUAACUAUAAUCAAAAGAUUGUAUGCCAUAUUUGCGGUUACUUUACCUACAGAUCAGGAAACUUCAAGGAGCAUAUGUUGCGCCAUACUCGCACGAAAAAUUUCAAAUGCCCGCAGUGUCCAGAGACCUUUUACACAAACUACUCGAAACAAUUACAUGUAAGAGUAAAGCACAAUAAUGAAAAACCUUUCAACUGCCGCUACUGCGACAGAGUAUUUACUCAAAGGGCCUCAAGAAAUUAUCACGAGAAAAUGUUUCACGCAACGAAAAAGCUAGAAGAGGAAAAGAAAGGACCAGUCGAGCCUCAAGUUGAGCUGCCACAUUGCUGCAUAUAUUGUACCAAAUCGUUCGAUACGGAGUACACGCUGGAGCAUCAUAUGAAAGGGCACAACACGGACACACCAUUCAAAUGCAAACACUGUGAGGAACGUUUCGUCUCGUUUAUAGAGGCCAACAAACACGAAUUGACUCAUAAUGAGCAACCGUUCGUGUGUAAUAUUUGCUCGAAAGGCUUCUCCGGUCCAGCUCGACUUCGGUACCAUAUGGUUAAGCACAGCGACAAUCGACCCUAUAAGUGUGAAAUAUGUAGCGUCGGCUUUCGGCGGCGAUAUGAUUUGGAUACACAUUUUGUAUCUCUAACGCAUGAAAAGAAACUCAAACAAGCAGCUGGAGGCGGCUCGAAGGUCACAUAAGCUACAUUCUUUUAAAAGACAGUUGUUAUAUAGUUGCUUUUGAAGUCAAAAUGUCCGUUAAAAGUAAUUAAAUUGCACAAGCCGGUUUGAAAGCAUUCUCGGAAUCUUUUUAUUCCGCCGUUUCCUCGUCACAAACUGUGCCGGGUGUGUUCAUUCCGUAAGGUCAAGUCUCUCUGUAAGGUGAAGUCUGUUCCUUCACAUUUUGGUAUUGUUAGUAUAAUUUUAAAAUGUGAGUCAUAAAAGGACUUAUUCACAAAUGCUCAGUAUAUUGAAAUUGGGCACAAACAAUUUAAUAACGUUUAAGGAAAAUCUACUGUGUACAAAAUAUAUAUGUAUGUA